GUGGUUCACCCUAUCCACGGAUGGACGGAAGAAAAAUUGCGAACUCACUUCAGGAGGGAUACAGGAUGCCUAAACCACAACACGUGGAUGAUAAGUUGUAUGACAUUAUGACAAAAUGUUGGAGAGAGGACCCUAACUUGAGACCAUCUUUUAAGAAUUUGAGAAACGAACUCAAAGAAAUGGAAAACCAGCACAAGGGGUUGAUUAACUUAAAACAUUACGAUGAUCGACUGUACGUUAAUGUCGACGAUCUAGACGUGUAAGCGAGCGAUUCCCAAACAGGAAUGGAUGGAGUAAUAGA
This is a messenger RNA of Stylophora pistillata, 301 nucleotides long. Its product is annotated as tyrosine-protein kinase receptor Tie-1-like. Lineage: Eukaryota; Metazoa; Cnidaria; Anthozoa; Scleractinia; Pocilloporidae. The record is from RefSeq and is a predicted model, not a curated record.